Messenger RNA from Topomyia yanbarensis, 934 nucleotides. RefSeq lists its product as uncharacterized. The record is from RefSeq and is a predicted model, not a curated record. Lineage: Eukaryota; Metazoa; Arthropoda; Insecta; Diptera; Culicidae. The coding region runs from base 60 to 815 and encodes 251 amino acids. The transcript has 5 exons.
UUCUUCCAUUGAGUAAGUGAUUUUUUCUAUUGAUCGUUUUUACAUUUACAAAAGAAAAAAUGGGAGGAAAAUAUAUUCCGGUCGCGACAAAAAAGCUUCGUGUAGCAGCCAACAGUAAGAAUUUGGAAUUCUUGACAAAUCCGGUGCAGGUGAAAGAUAAAAACACACUACCAAUUAAAACGGAAAUGAAGGAUCAAACGAAGGAACGAAAUAGAAGCAGCCGUCUGCUAAAAAAUGCAGUAAGAGGACCGAAUAAAGCGAUCGAUUCAAAAUACCUCGAAGAUUCCACUGAUGGCGAGUUAAUGAUGCCAAUAAACACUCCGCGAAAGUCCAAGAGCCAAUCAGUGAACACCCGUUUGUCGAAAAGGAAUAAUCAAAAGUUAGCGGCAUCGCGUGGUCCGAAAAACUACUCCAUUUCAGGUCCUGCAUAUUCCGAUGAGGCUAAAUCAUCCGUGCUGGAGUCUCUCGAACUGUACAAGGUCAGCCCGGCAAAAGACAAUAAUGUAUUGGAUGUACAGAUGGAGUUUUUCCAGGACUGGGAGGAACCUGAAUGGUUAGACUGCAGUAAACCAGAACCAUCGAGUAAUUCUGCACGCAUGUCGAUCUCCGAGCAGAUCGAAGGUACUGGAAAGCAAGAGAUGGCUGCUAACACUGUAAAACGUGUUCCACUGGAACCGGAAAAAGUGAAAUAUAUACGAGAUCGUUUGUUGGAACACCGCAUUUAUCGGGGAGACUCACCGGCUGCAGCAAAUAUUUGGGCCGACGAAUCUUCAAGCAUCAUGAGACGAAUCCUGACAUAUUAUGGAAAGAAAUGAAAUGACUCAAACCAAACGAAAAAUACUGGAGAUUAGAACGUUAAAGAAACAGCAGUUGAACUACAUAUGCUUUAUAUAUCGCAAAAUCAUGGAUUAAUUCGUAAGAAAUGAAAACCAAA